This is a messenger RNA of Enterobius vermicularis (human pinworm), 405 nucleotides long. The record is from the annotation of a GenBank genome assembly. Lineage: Eukaryota; Metazoa; Nematoda; Chromadorea; Rhabditida; Oxyuridae.
AUGAAAAGAACAAAAAUGGCUGUAUUUUCAGAGUUUCGCAAAGCCAAUGCGUACAAGACUGCAUUAUGUCAAGCUUUCAAAGAAAGCGGGUUCUGUAGCUACGGACCUGCCUGCCGUUUUGCGCAUGGUGAACAAGAGCUCAGGCUUCCUCCGCAGACUCAUCCAAAAUACAAAACUCAACUCUGCAACAAGUUUGCUUUAUUUGGACGAUGCCCUUACGGACCUCGGUGUCAAUUCAUUCACCAACGUCCUAACCAUUCAAACCAUUUUUUUCAGAAUCUCGACGAUGUUGGUCGUUCUCAGAACUCCGGCAAAGCAGGACAUCCAUUGCAGAUCAGUAGCGGUGAGGGAACUUCAAUAAAAAAGUUGGUAUUGUACCGCAGCACUUUGUUCAUGUGGUGCUAG